This is a messenger RNA of Postia placenta MAD-698-R-SB12, 321 nucleotides long. RefSeq lists its product as hypothetical. The annotation marks the transcript as partial. The record is from RefSeq and is a predicted model, not a curated record. Lineage: Eukaryota; Fungi; Basidiomycota; Agaricomycetes; Polyporales; Adustoporiaceae. The transcript has a single exon.
AUGCCCACGGUGUGGCAGCACUUCUGUGUUGUCGUUGAUCCCCCAGUCAACCACGACGGGGACGGCGUUCGUGUAUUCCCUCCGAUGACUCCUGAGGAGGGCCGCAUCUCGUAUGCUAUUGCUCUUCCAUUCACGCCAAAGCAACGUGUCGGACGCCCGUUCGACCAGUUGACCGGUGACUCUGGCCAGAAAACCUCACGCCGUCUCGACAGUGACGGAAUGGAUCGAUUUACGGACACUUGCGAGAGGUUGCUUGAACGCUGGCAACAGCUCGAGGAGGCGGACCCGGGUUUCCGGGACAGAGCGUUCAAAGAGUUUCAG